This is a messenger RNA of Asparagus officinalis (garden asparagus), 2212 nucleotides long. RefSeq names its product mitogen-activated protein kinase 9-like. The record is from RefSeq and is a predicted model, not a curated record. Lineage: Eukaryota; Viridiplantae; Streptophyta; Magnoliopsida; Asparagales; Asparagaceae. The transcript has 11 exons. Gene Ontology annotation, cellular component: nucleus; cytoplasm. Gene Ontology annotation, molecular function: MAP kinase activity; ATP binding. The coding region runs from base 243 to 1943 and encodes 566 amino acids. Gene Ontology annotation, biological process: protein phosphorylation; intracellular signal transduction.
CCCUAAAAACAAAACGAAAGUUCACAGGUACCCGGCUGCGAAAAGACCUCCUCGGUCAUCAUCAUCACGCGUCACAUAAACGCGGCCAUCACCUCCUCAACAAAACCAACUCAACAGCAGUCAGCAAUGGCCACAUGAUGAUACCGCACAUCUAGGAGACCGAGACGAGGACAGCGAAUCCGGGUCGGGUCCCAAAUGCGAAUCCGAACCCGAACCCAACAACCCGCAACCGUUACCUUUAUAUGGGAGGAAACCCCCUCGUCGACGGCGUGCGUCGCUUGCUCCAUCGCCGCCGCCACCAACGCCCUCCUCUGAGUGCAGAUCGAGAGGAUUCGGGUCCGGAUUUAUCCGGGAUUAGAUCCAUUAAGGUCUCUAAUCGAAGUCGGGUCGCUGGACCCGAAUCCAUUAAGAAGAACAUGCAUGACUCAGAGUUCUUCACAGAAUAUGGCGAGGCAAGUCAAUACCAAAUACAAGAAGUCAUCGGGAAAGGGAGUUAUGGUGUUGUGGGAGCUGCUAUUGACACCCACACUGGAGAAAGGGUAGCAAUCAAGAAAAUCAAUGACGUCUUCGAGCAUGUCUCAGAUGCCACACGAAUCCUUAGAGAGAUUAAGCUUCUCAGGUUGCUCCGACAUCCUGAUAUCGUGGAGAUUAAGCAUAUAAUGCUUCCUCCAUCUAGAAGGGAAUUUAAAGAUAUUUAUGUUGUUUUCGAGCUGAUGGAAUCAGAUCUUCACCAAGUUAUAAAGGCAAAUGAUGAUCUUACCCUUGAGCAUUAUCAAUUUUUUCUGUACCAGCUUCUUCGAGCCUUGAAAUACAUCCAUACAGCUAAUGUAUUCCAUCGGGACUUGAAACCCAAGAAUAUACUUGCCAAUGCAGACUGCAAGUUGAAAAUCUGUGACUUUGGACUUGCUCGCGUUUCAUUCAAUGAUACCCCAUCAGCUAUUUUUUGGACUGAUUAUGUUGCAACUCGGUGGUAUCGGGCUCCUGAACUAUGUGGUUCAUUUUUCUCUAAGUAUACUCCUGCAAUUGAUAUUUGGAGCAUAGGAUGUAUAUUUGCAGAGGUAUUAACGGGGAAACCAUUGUUUCCUGGGAAAAAUGUCGUGCAUCAGUUGGAUCUCAUGACCGAUCUACUUGGAACCCCUUCACCUGACUCCAUUGCAAGGAUUCGAAAUGAAAAGGCAAGGAGGUAUUUAAGUAGCAUGCGGAGAAAGCCACCUGUUCCUUUCACUCAGAAGUUCCCUAAUGCAGAUCCACUGGCUCUGUGUUUGCUCGAGCGACUUCUUGCAUUUGAUCCCAAAGAUCGGCCUACUGCUGAAGAGGCAUUAGCUGAUCCCUACUUUAGGGGUCUUGCCAAUGUAGACCGUGAACCAUCAACGCAGCCCAUUUCUAAACUUGAGUUUGAGUUUGAAAGGAGGAAACUAACAAAAGAAGAUGUGAGAGAGUUAAUUUACAGAGAGAUCCUGGAGUAUCAUCCUCAGAUGUUGCAAGAGUAUCUUUGUGGUUCAGAUCAAACUAGUUUCAUGUACCCAAGCGGGGUUGACCGUUUUAAGAGACAAUUUGCUCAUCUUGAAGAGCACUAUGGAAAGGGCGAAAGUAGCACUCCCCUUCGGCGACAAUAUGCUUCUUUACCGAGGGAGAGGGUAUGUGCAUCCAAGGACGACAUUCCAGACCAAAACAAAGAUUAUGAAAGGAGAAGUGCAGCUUCUGUUGCCAGAACUACUCUUCAAAGCCCACCGAGGACCCAAAAUGGAGAGGGAUCAGAACGUAAAUCUGGUAUACAAAAUGGAGUAAGCAAAGCAAAUUACAGCCCUCACAGCUUGCAUAGGAGCUCGAGCAUCAGCACUACUAAGUGUGUGGUUGCCAAUGGAAGAAGGAUCUCAGAAGAUGAAUGUCGAACAGAUGAGGUUGAUGGAUUGUCACGCAAGGUGACAGAGUUAUAUGCAUAAAUUCAACGAGUGCCACACUCGAUACAGGAAGCAUUAAGAAUAGCACUUGAUAAGGAUCAAUGUGUUUGAUUAAAUCUUUUGGGUUCGAGUACUUACAUGGGGAUCCUUGGUGGCUUCCUCUUUGAUGUCCUCUUUGUAAUUGUUAUUUGAAAAAGAAAAGAAAAGAAAUCAUACAGUUGUAGUAGAUUUAAGUUUAUAAUAUCUUAGGUAUAUUUAUGUUGUACUAUUUAUUUAUUUAUUUUGAUGUUCUAAUUUAUGAUCUGAUGAUA